UUUUGUUUUUGAUUUUCUCGUGGUUCGAUACGAAAACCAGGCACUACGCCUGAUAUCGCACCAUUUGGGCCCUUAUUGUAACUUAUAUAGUUUAGUUUAGUUUUGAAUAGUUUUAAAAUUGAACGAAUUAAUUUUGAAUUUGAUGUAGUUUGUGGAUUAGUUUAUUUUGGGUAAUUUAAUUUGAUUUAUUCUGUAACACAUUAAGGGUCACCAAUAAAUAAACUUAUAUUGAUGUUUCUAAUUUUUUCCCUGGAGGAGUUUUGACUUUUAUCCAUGUGAUCAUUUCUUUCCAUUUCAUCUCUUCCACAAUCCCUGUACAUUUCUUUGCCUCAUUUUAUGUGCUUUGCUUACAAUCUUGGCAACGGCCAUUUUCAUGUGUUCAAGUAUGAAAACACCCAGUGAUUAAUAUAUCUUAAUUUAAUUGAAUUAAUCCCAAUAUCUUUGAAAUUACUUGUAAUAAUCAAAUCAAUUUUUGUCAUUUUACGUUUUGAUGACUCUUACGAUAAUACGCAUACGCCAUAAAAUCGUCAGAUGUUAUUCCAUCAGGAUCGGGCCAUUUCUUUUUGUUGAUGCUGUUAUCCAUUAGUAUACUAGGCUUAGCCACUAUACGAUUUCAUGUUUAGUAAAUAUCUUUUGUAUCUGGUGCAUAAAAGUUUCAUCAUGGAGGACUUUUUUAAGUUUUAGUCUCUUCACUGCUAAAUGAGGUUGAAUCGUUAUCUGCUUUUCUUAAUUGAUGUCGAAUAAAAAAGAUGCUACGUCAGCAUUAUUCUAGCUUAUGUUGGUUUAAUGAUGAUACUUUACGAUCUAAUACAAAUUUUGAAAUUGAUGGUAACAAGUUGCUCUAAGUGGAUAAUCACUACCAAGAAAUAGAAUAGAUAGGACUUCGCCUUGAAAUAAUUUUAUGACCAUUUUUUUUUUAAUUUUGAUAUUAAAAACGGUGCAAUGAAGUUGAAAAAGUUAGACCAUGAAAAUAUCUGUCCAUGUUACUAUUUAACACCUUUAGAACGGAAAUAUAAAAAUUAAAUAAAAUUAUUUGCUCAUAUUGAUGAAAAUCUUUAUCAAAUUUCACCGGUUUCGAAGUUGUUAAUUAAUUCUAAUAUGAUACAUGUUAAGCGAGCACAAAAAUAAACAUAGAUACGAAACCUAAAGGUAUUACUAUCCAGUAAAUUAUAAUUAAUUCUUUCAUGAUUUACUCCUGAAGAUGUGGUGAUAUCAACCUCGAAACCGGUUGAUUUAAAAAAAAUUAAAUCGAAAGCUUGGUAAUAAAAAUUACUUCAUAAUUAUGAUGAAUUAAGAAAUAUAAAUAUGUUUUUAAUCGAAUUUGAUCGUUUUAUUAUCAAUUGGUUACUAAAAUAACUACAUUGACAUUGAUUUUGUAAUUUCAGACACACCUCAAAGUAUACAAUCGCGUGACAUCAAAAGGUUUUUCAUCAAUUGAUGUCCAGUAACCUUUUUCCUAUCAUUAUACAGGAAAUGAACUAAAAAAAUAGCUUUGUUAUAUAGAAAGACAUUAUUUUCUAUUUUUCCCGAUUUUUUAUUACUAAUUUUUUUAUAAUACAUUUUUCAAGAUUCAAAAUUUAUUGACUCAUUCACUAAAAUAUUCAUUAGGGAGGACUAAAAAAAGUAAAAAAAGUCACUUUAUAAACAAAUCCAUUAAAUUUGCAAGUCACGCAAAACGUCUCCUUACUACAUGAAAAAUCAAUUUCCCAUUUUCGCGAUUAAAACCAUUCCACUCCUUUUCCCGUUCACAACCAAACCUUAUUACCCUUAAUAUCUCAAAAUCAAAAUAGAUAUAACCACACCUAUAAUCAUCUUUAUCUCACACCAUUUAUGGAAAAUAAAUCAUUCCUAAAACAUUACGCCUUUAUAAUCGAUCCGAUAUCAUUAAUACGUCAUCGUUCCGUAAACGGUUUCGAACGGACGUGUUUCGAUUCGAGUUUGGCCCCCGCGUGUCUGUAUUUGCUUGUACUAUAUGAUAAUAAUGCGACGAAGGUUUUGUUGUGAGUGUCUCAUCGAGUUUCGUUCGCCGAUAUUUCUUUGCGGUGAAGACUCCGUUGACGAAAGGUCAUGGUUUUAUCAGUUUCGAUCAAAUGAUUUUAAAAGAUUAUUUGUUAUUGACAAAAAUGUAUUGGUUAAAACGCUGAGAUGAUUGUUUCAAAAUAUUUUUUGUUGAUGCAAUAAUUUGAGGAAAAUUUUAAGAAAAUGAGGAGAGAAGAUAGCGAAGAAAUUGAUAGAAGAGAUCGAAAUGUUUAUGUUAACACAAUAACAGGUUCAAAUAUAAUGAAUAAUGGUGUUAAGGAAAGUCAACAAUAUUUGGUUGAUAUUAGCACAAAAAAAUCUAUUUUUAAACGAAAAGGGUUUUAUAGAAACGUCUCCAUAACUUUAUUAAUCGUAAUUAUUUUAUUAAUUAUUGCUUUAAUAGUAAUAACAACUUGUUAUGUAAAAACUGCGAAAUAUUACUCGAUGUCGAUUUGUACAUCAGGAGAUUGUUUAAGAUCAGCAUCAAAUUUACGUCUAUCUAUGGAUUUAUCCGUGGAUCCUUGCGAAGAUUUUUAUAAUUACACCUGUGGAAAAUGGACUGAAGAACACAUAAAUCACGGGUGGUAUUCAAGAUUUUCAACGUUCGAAACGAUAAAUGAACGAGUUAUAGUUUCAACGUUAAAUUUUUUAAACUCAAACGAAUCUAAAUCGGAACCACUCCCGGUUAAACAAAGCAGGGAUCUUUAUAAAUCCUGUAUGAAUUUAGAAUCAAUUAAUAAAUUGGGGUAUUCGGUUAUUUUUAAAUACUUAAAAUUGAUCGAAUUACCGAGUGUACCAAAAAUUUUUAAUGCAACCGAACAAGAAGUCGAUUCGUAUCAAUUUGAUUGGAUUAAAGCCGAUGUUAAUAGCAAAAAAAUGUUUGCUACAGAUCUUUUUGUACAAUUUUUAGUUGACGCCGAUAUAUUUAAUCGGAGCCAAAAUGUUAUGUUUCUAGGAUCAUCAAGAGCUACAUCACCAUUACCAAGCCCGUUUAAAAAAUCUAAUUACAAAAAGAAUAAAUCAAAACAAGAUGAUAAAACUAAAAACGAAGAUGAAGAUGAAACCUAUGAAAAAACAUAUAAAAAUGUUGCAAAAGUUGUAAUGAGAAUUAUUGUUGGGAAUGUUACGAAAGCUCCUGAUGAAAAAAGCUUACAAAAAAUCGUUGAUCUUUUAUGGAACGUAACUGAAACUUUAUCAGAUCUUGCCGGUGAUGAUGACGAUUAUGAAUCGGAUGAAGAGGAAUACUACGAUUUCAAAAAGAUGAAAAUUUCUGAACUCCAAAACUUAACAACGACUUAUUUAAAACGAAAUAAUUUAGAUUUACCACAUACGAGAAACAUUUGGGAAAAUUAUAUAAAAUUAUUAUACAAGGAUCUCCCAGAGAUUAAAUUAGAUUUAAAUGGAAACGAUUUAAUUCAUUUUUUACCAUCAGAAUUGGAUUAUUUGAUAAACGUCGUACUUUUCUUAACAGAAUCUCCCGGAGUUGCAAUAGAAUUGUAUGCUUGGUAUCAAGCUGUUUAUAGUAUGAUUAUUAACACAACGACAGAAAUCGUUAAUUUUAUUUAUAACCAGGUUUAUGAAGGAAAAACAACGUCAGUUUUAAGAACAAGAUCAAUGAGUUGCGCAGAUAAUGUUGUUUUAAAAUUUAUGGGAGUUGCUGUAAGUUAUGGAAUUGUUGACAAAUCAUUUCUAAAUGCGACUAAACCAAAAGUGGAAACAAUGCUUAAGAACAUAAAGGAUGCUUUUGUCGAGAGGGUUAAAAAAAUUACAUGGAUGGAUGAUGAAACUAAAGAUGCAACGUUGGAGAAAAGCUCUGAAAUGGUGAGCUUCAUAGGAUUUCCUGAAUGGUUAUUAAACAAAACGGCUUUGGAAAUUUAUUAUGAUGGGAUUAUAAUAAAAAAUGAUACUUAUUUAGAAAAUAUGAUUUCUGUUAUACGAGAAUAUGUUCGUUUUACGUUAGGAGAUAUAAGAAGAGAAAACCCGAGAACUUGGAGAACUGAUCCAAUUACAGUUAAUGCUUACAAUUACUUUGGAGAUAACUCAAUUAAUGUUCCUAUAGCAAUAUUAUCUUUUCCAAUUUAUCAUCUUGGAUUGGAAGUAUUAAAUUAUGGUGCCAUGGGAAGUGUUUUAGGUCAUGAAUUAACACAUGGCUUUGAUAAUACAGGACGAAAAUUUGAUAAAUACGGAAAUUACAUUCAAUGGUGGAGUAAUGAAACCAUUGAAACAUUCGAAACUAAAACGAAAUGUUUUGUGGAACAAUACAAUAAUUACACUUUGCCAAAUAUCGACGAUAGCGUUAACGGAAAAAUGACUUUAGGUGAAAAUUUAGCCGAUAACGGGGGACUUAAUCAUGCUUUUUUAGCUUAUAAGAAUUACGUGAAGAAAAAUGGAAAGGAAAAGUUAUUACCCGGUUUCGAAAAUUAUAGUCAUGAACAAUUAUUUUUUAUAGCAUAUGCUAAUGUUUAUUGUGAAACACCAACUCGAGAAUCUUUAGUGUCUCAAUUAAAAACUGACGAACAUAGUCCAAAUUCCGUAAGAGUAAUAGGAACCUUGCAUAAUUCUGACGAUUUUGUAAAAGCAUUCAAGUGUCCUCGAGGUUCAAAAAUGAACCCGAAAAAAGAAAAAUGUAGAAUAUGGUGAUUUAAAAUGUCAGAUAAUUAUUUAGUGUGAUAGUUGUGUGAUAUUAAAGAACACGUGUGAUAUUCAUUGUUAGAAUGUUUUUUUUCACGUUUGUUAAAAUGAAAUAUAAAAAAUAAGUAAAAACGA
Onthophagus taurus is the source of this 4785-nucleotide messenger RNA. Its product is annotated as neprilysin. NCBI's taxonomy places the organism in Eukaryota, Metazoa, Arthropoda, Insecta, Coleoptera, Scarabaeidae. The record is from RefSeq and is a predicted model, not a curated record. Gene Ontology annotation, cellular component: plasma membrane. Gene Ontology annotation, molecular function: metalloendopeptidase activity. Gene Ontology annotation, biological process: protein processing.